CGAUCGAGCGCAAAAAGACAUAUGCAAAACUAAACACAAUAUCAUACAACAGCUGACUGAUGCAUUCAUAGCGACUUGAGACAACUAACGAUGCCUUCCUGCCAAGUGGGCGGCGAUGACGAGGAGUGGAACAAUGGAUGAGUGCAUAGUGGGGGGGAGGCUUGUAGGUAUGGAAAAAGUAGGGUCGACCGGACAUAAGUGGUUGUGCCUGGAGGGAGUUAUCGACAGAAAGACAGCAACAUCGAAUGAGCAAAAAAAUAAAACAAGGACAGCGCAGCAAACAAGAAUAAGAUCAAGAGCAAAUAUGAGUCUACAUGGCAUACCCUCCUCACGCUGACAGAAAGCUUGACUCAAGUCGCACUCUACGCAAUGACAGGAGAUCUCCGCUUUUGCGGCUCAGUGUUCUCCUUUUCAUCCCGCUUGCUGAUGACGGGGCUUACCACGCUGCGGUUAUGAGUCGUAUUGGGCCUGGCUGUUCGUGAGAUCUCUGCCGGCGCGGCCGAUGAGGCUCGUCGGAGGUUGCUCACCAUGGGAGUUGAAGACGUGGAGGAAUGGGCAGCGAUGCUAGAGCGGGGAACUGAAGUCGGUGGUGACCGAGAGUGUGAGGGUGUUGGCGUAGCUGCGGACAUACGAGGUUUAACGGGAGGAGGGCCAAUCGAGCCGUUGGCACGUAAAGGUUUCGCUGUGGAAGGUGUACCGAUGAGGCCCGUGCUGGUGGAUGGGGUGCUACUUGCUGAUCCGUUGGUGCG
Heterobasidion irregulare TC 32-1 is the source of this 749-nucleotide messenger RNA. RefSeq lists its product as uncharacterized. Bases 116 to 337 code for a protein of 73 amino acids. Lineage: Eukaryota; Fungi; Basidiomycota; Agaricomycetes; Russulales; Bondarzewiaceae. The record is from RefSeq and is a predicted model, not a curated record. The transcript has a single exon.